Aedes albopictus (Asian tiger mosquito) is the source of this 3286-nucleotide messenger RNA. It is a transcript of the gene Pmp70, whose product is annotated as ATP-binding cassette sub-family D member 3. The transcript is spliced from 10 exons. Gene Ontology annotation, biological process: very long-chain fatty acid catabolic process; fatty acid beta-oxidation; long-chain fatty acid import into peroxisome. Lineage: Eukaryota; Metazoa; Arthropoda; Insecta; Diptera; Culicidae. Gene Ontology annotation, cellular component: peroxisomal membrane. The record is from RefSeq and is a predicted model, not a curated record. Gene Ontology annotation, molecular function: ATP binding; long-chain fatty acid transmembrane transporter activity; ATP hydrolysis activity. The coding region runs from base 945 to 2924 and encodes 659 amino acids.
ACCAACUCAGUCCAGUGGCAGGUCGCGUCAAAACCACUUUUUCUGUUCUGCUGUGCAUGACGUGUGGUCGGUCCGUACUACUCAAGGUGGCACAAGCAGGUACUUUGGCGUAUCGAUUAGCUGCGGUCGUCCAGUUGAGACAGGCCAUUCGUCUUGUACGGUUCGCGUUCCGGGUAGUCGUCGUGUUGUGGUGGUGACUGAAUGUUCAUCGCUGAGUUGCUCCCUUCCCCGGAUCUAGUGGCAGUAAUUUUAUUCGUCCACGGUGGUACCACCGCAGUUUUCGGAGGUCCUUUUCUGGAAGUGCAGUGAUUACGUUGUAGUUUGGCGACCACCGCCAGUUCGUAUCGGUACGCCUCAAGUCCUCCUGCUCUGUUGGACACGGUGCGCGCGUGGAAGAAGAGUGUCAGAUUUGCAAGAGUGUGGCUCCAAAGUUCAAGUCCCCUCGAUGGUUUUCCGUUCGUUCGGGUUGACUGCGAGCUGAUUGAUAGAGGCGAAUAUUGUGGCUAAUCGAUUCCCCAAAGAGGUUGGAAGGAGCAGUUCGCUUGGGGGAAAAAGAAAACCCACAAGAGUUGACUCGGAUUUGGUGUGUUACGGGCGGAUUGUACAACAAGUGCUGUGUCACUUCCCUCUUCGGGUCUGGUGAUGGUAUUGUAGUGAAAAGCAGGAAGUUAGAGAUAGGCAAGUGUAUCUCUGGCUCCAGAAGCGAAUUGAAAUUAAUUUCACCUUAUUAUCUACAUUUUCUUACCGAAGAAUCAAGUGUGAAGCAAAGAAGAAAGCAAGUACAAGAAAGGUGAUCGCGCAAUAGCAUAGGUACAUACUGCAACGUGUAUCUAUCGCGAGCUAGUAGGUAUCGAGUGCGUUCUAAGUCUGCUGGAGUGGAAGGGGAGUGAAUCAUAAGUUAGACCACGUUCCGCAAGCAACAAGAUAGCUGAAGACGACGGGAAAUGGCACCCAGUUUGAGUAAGAUUGCAGGAGGCAAUCGGAACCUGGCGAUAGCGAUUGCGGGUUGCACGGCUGCUACCUGGAUCAUUCUCUAUGGCAAGCAGGUCCACAAGGCACGAAAACAGCGACCCGAAGAUGAAAUUCAGUAUUUCAUCAGUGAUAAGAAGGAAAAACGCACAACGAAGGCACACGUUAAUUCCAUAUUUUUCAAGCAACUCCGCGAAUUGCUAAAAAUUAUCAUUCCGAAGAAAUGGAGUACCGAAAACGGUCUCCUGUUGGUGAUAGCAGCUUCGCUGAUCGCUCGGUCCAUCAGCGACAUCUGGAUGAUCCAGAACGCCACGGCAAUCGAGAGCACCAUCAUCACGAUGAACGAAAGCCAGUUCCACACGGCGUUAGUCAAGUAUCUGGCGGCGCUUCCCGCUAUUGCGGUUGUUAAUAACGUACUGAAAUGGAGUAUUGGUGAGCUGAAGCUUAGGUUUAGGACCAAUAUGUCACAAUAUUUAUACGCAGAGUACCUGAAGGGAUUCACCUACUACAAAAUGUCCAACCUAGACAAUCGAAUAGCCAACGCCGACCAGCUGCUGACGACCGACAUCGACAAGUUUUGCGAAAGCGUUACCGAUCUCUACUCCAACAUUUGCAAACCCCUGUUGGACAUUGUGAUAUACGUGUACCGGCUGACUACCAAUCUGGGCGGUACGACGCCGGGCAUCCUGCUGCUGUAUCUGUUCUUCUCCGGGGUGUUCCUGACCGACUUGAGGAAACCGACCGGUCGACUGACGGUUAUGGAGCAGAAGCUGGAAGGAGAGUUCCGAUAUGUCAACAGCAGGCUUAUUACAAACUCGGAAGAAAUUGCCUUCUACCGGGGUAAUAACCGCGAGAAACUAACCAUAUUGGCUAGUUUCAACAAGCUGGUGGCUCAUAUGCGCAAAUUCCUCGAGUUCCGUGUCGGAAUGGGCAUUGUGGACAACAUGGUUGCGAAGUAUAUUGCUACCGUGGUUGGAUUCUAUGCCGUAUCGCUGCCGUUCUUUGAGAAGAACCACCCGCUGCUGACGGGCGAUCAAGCUGGCGAGCGGUUGAGUAGAUACUACACAUUCGGACGGAUGUUGGUCAAACUGGCGGAAGCCAUCGGCCGUCUGGUGCUGGCCGGACGCGAAAUGUCCCGCCUGGCUGGCUUCACCGCUCGGAUGACCGAGCUGACGGUGGUGCUGAAGGAUUUGAACUCCGGACGGUACGAGCGGACGAUGGUCAGCAAUUCGAGUGUGGCCGACGCCGAGAUUGGACCGGGCAAGGGCUUGAUGAAGUUCCAGGACAACAUCAUCCGGUUCGAGCAUGUUCCGCUGGUCACCCCGAACGGUGACGUGCUGGUGAAGGACCUGAACUUCGAGGUCAAAUCCGGCAUGAAUGUGCUGGUUUGCGGACCGAACGGAUGCGGCAAGAGCAGUCUGUUCCGCAUUCUUGGGGAGCUGUGGCCAACGUGGGGUGGAAAGGUGACCAAACCACCGGCCGGAAAGCUGUUCUACAUCCCACAGAGACCGUACAUGACGCUGGGAACGUUGAGGGAUCAGAUCAUCUAUCCGCACACGCACCAGGAGAUGAAGCGACGUGGCCGGACGGACGCCGAUCUGCAGGCCUAUCUGGAACUGGUCCAGUUGUCGUACCUGCAGGUUCGGGAAAAGGGCCUGGAUGCGAUUGAGGAUUGGAUCGAUGUGCUGUCCGGUGGCGAGAAGCAACGUAUCGCCAUGGCCCGUCUGUUCUACCACAGCCCGCAGUUCGCCAUCCUGGACGAGUGCACAUCGGCCGUGUCGGUGGACGUCGAGGGAAGCAUGUACGAGUACUGCCGCAAGGUGGGCAUCACGCUGUUCACCGUGUCGCACCGGAAGUCGCUAUGGAAGCAUCACGACUACUAUCUGCAGUUCGACGGACAUGGCGCGUACGAUUAUGCCCCCAUCGACGGCAGCGAGCAACAGUUCGGUUCGUGAAGAGGCGACGCGUCGGAUGAGAUUCGGCUAGGUUUAGAGGUAUGCCAAGCACAAGGUCUUUCCGAGAGUUCGAGCCUGUUCGAGAAGCAUGAGAGGUGUUCGUUAUGAACGAAUGCCCGAUUAAUAGGUGAUAAGUGGUUCCAGGAUGAGGUGCAGGAAACCCGCAUAGGUGUAUGUAUUGAAAUACAAUGAAGGAAAUCCAAACUUAGGCUAUUACUAGUAGACAUUCUUUCCGAUUUAAACAAAUUCAGAAUGAUUUUUUUGCUUAAAAUAUUUGUUUAUUGGCAGUCAUACUUUUGUUGUUUAAUGAAUAACUGACUAUUGUGUUAAAUGACAAAUAAAACCAAUAAGUUGCUUUAGUA